AUGGGGGAGGGGGACGAGGCUCCGGCUCACCCCGGGGAGUCCCCUGUGGAGGCAGAGGGCCCGGGGCCCGUCGCGGAGGAGCAGGCGGCCGGAGAGGAGAGGCCGGAGGGGGCCGAGGGCGAUGGUCCCCUUGAGAAGCCGGCGGGGGAAGAGGCUGCCGCGGAGGAGGGGGAGGCAGAGUCGGAACACAGAGCGGGCACCGAGCCUCCUUCCCCGGCGGCUGAGGGAACCCCCGAGGCAGAGGCGGCAGCCGCCCCAGAGGCGCCCACCAGCGCCAGCUUCACGGAGGGCGAGGCCGAGGAGCCGCCCCCGCUGCAGGUGGGGGAAGUGCUCAGCCCCCAGGAGAGCUGGGGGGAGGGGCGGCCCAGCCUGCCCCUGCUGGAGCUGGGCAGCCCGGAGGAGGAGGAGGAGGAGGAGGAAGGGGGGGAGGCGGCGGCGGCGGAGGAGCGGCAGCGGCAGCGCGCGGAGCUGACCGAGCAGUACCGCCUCCUGCUGGCCGAGCGCGAGCGCACGCGCCAGUACAACGGGCACCUGCAGUUCAAGCUGUACGAGCUCUUCCGCAAGAGGGGCGAGGAGCCGCCCCGCGCGGAGCUGGAGGAGCUCGUCUCCGACAAGGAGCACCGCUACACCCGCUACCUGGCCAUGCUGGAGGAGCUGAGGGGCCAGCUGGCCCAGCAGAGGGCAUGGUACCAGCUCCAGAUAGACGACCUGGAGCAGCGCUGCACGGAAAAGCUGGAGCAGGUGAACGCCGACUGGCUCGCCUUCCAGGCCUGCAAGAAGGAAGUGACCCUCUUCACCAUGGGGCGCCAGCUGGGGGGGAAGGAAGCUGCCAUUAAGGAGGUGGAGCACAUACAAGCCAAGGAGCAGCGUAAAGAGAAGGAGAUGAGUGAGGGCCGGUUGGAAAACAUCAAGCUGCAGCAUAAGGUUGAAAAGCUUGAAGCCAGCCUGAAAGCUCAAGAGGAGCUGGCAGAAGGACUGCACCUGAUAGACUAUGAGCAGCUGAAGAUAGAGAACCAGACCUACAAUGAGAAAAUUGAGGAGCGCAAUGAAGAGCUUCUGAAGCUCCGGAAGAAGAUCACUAACACAGUGCAAGUCCUGAGCCAGCUCAAAGAAAAAUUGCAGUUUGUAGAAGCUCAGAAUCAAGACCAAAGGGCCCAGCUGAUGGAGAUUGAGGCACUGGUGGCCCAGAAAAGAGAGAUUCUGACCAGAACAAAACAGGCUAGGGAUAGUUUACGGGUACAGAACCUGAAGUUGCGACAGAAGUGUGGGCUUCUUGGAAGUGAGGUACUGCUGCGGGACUUCGAGAACAAGGUGGAUGCUGCUGAAGUGCUAAGUCAGCAGCUGGAGAUGCUGAAACGUCACCAUGCUGGACUCACCCUUACUUGCAAAGCUAUAAAGAAAAAAAUCAAGGAAGCAAAAUCCUUUCUACCAGAAUGAGGAUUUUGGAGAAGAAAGUGAGGUUAAGACAGAAAAACAAAAAUUGAGCACUUAAAUUGGUUUAUUUAUCUCUGAAAGUGUUUUUCAUGUACAGGCUUGGUAUGUAGUAAAAGGGUGAAAUAUUCUCAAUUUCACAUCUAAUGAAAACUUUGUUUCCCAGGUUUUAAUAUUAUACAUUCCAUCAGGAGACUGCCAUCAAGUUAUGCCUUUUUCAAUGGCUCAUGAAAAAACCAAGCAUAUUUGGCUAAUUACUCUAUCAGAUAGAUAGAUAUUUUAAGUAUGCUUUUAAAAAACACACACACUGGCACUAUUCUAAUCACUGGCAGCAUCACCUUCUGGUGUAAGCAAAAAACUGCAAGUCAAAUGCCCUCAGAUUCCAGUCCUGGUUCUGCCACUAACUCACUGUGUGGCUUUGGGAGUCUGUUCCCCACAAUGCUAAAGUAGGUGUACUUACCUACCUGUGUCUCAGACAUGUUUUGAGGAUUAAUUUUUGUAAAGCUCUCUGAAGAUAUAAAGUGAUAUAGAUUGUAAAUAAUACAAUUUACUAGGAGCUUGUUUUAGUAUUAAUACAUAGCAGUUGUCUUAUAUUUAUAUGCACAAUACACUGUACAGGUGUUAACUAACCUAGUUAUCCUCAAGCUAUGGUUGGUGAAGCACCUGUGAUCUGCAGCAUCUUCCCUAUUGGUCUACAGAAUUAAACAGUUUGACAGCCAAGCAGCAGAGAGUUGAAAGGGAGAUCCAUGAAAAGUUCUCUUAUGAAGAUGUUCACAGAAUGAAAGAGCUGCAGAAUUAUGCAUGCUAAUUAAUCUUUAAAUCAUCCUUAUGAGGGAGUUAAUUUAUUGGCCACUGGUGGAUGAAAAAUCCUUGCAGAGGGCAGGAUUGCAUGCACUGGUCUAGUAAGUAAUGAGUGGCUAGUGAAUGACCUUUUUCUGGUUUCUAAUGUUAGAAGAAAUGUCUCUACAGCAGUGAAAUAAUGUGGGUCAGAACAGUGGCAGGGGGUUAUAACUUCAGUACUUAGUGAGCAAGAUGAUCAGCAGUAGUUUUAACAUUGGCAUUUAUAUACUAAGGCAAUAGACACCUUAGACAUACUUUACCUGGAGAUCCAACUCUCUCCUAACCCCAGUAAAUCAUGCUGGUUCAUUGUGGACUUAGUACAGAUCCUAAACUACACAAGUUGAUGCAAUAAGCAUAAUUAGACAUAUCAGUCUCAAAGUCUGCACACGUUCAACAUACAUCUGAGAAAUGACAGCAUCGUGAGGUUCUAAUUACAAAAUGAACAAAAAAUAUUCUUGCCUUCUCAGUAACAGUCCAGUGCACUAGAUCUUGGCAAACAAGAAUCAGCAAACUUAUUCUGAGUUUUCUUAGCUAAGAUAUAUAAAAGAGUAGAUUAAAAAGGAUUAAGAAGUUUCUAAAAAUGUUUACAACUUUUUUUUCUAAGUGAUCUCUGAAGUAGCUUUUCUGAAUCACCUUAACAUUGGAAAAAAAAUUGAUACCACACCUAAAAAAUUCUCAGUUGGGAGGGAGGAAUUGGGAUCAUGAUGGAAAGCUGGUCAUUUUAUUACUGAGAGCAUAAAAGGUUGAUCUUCUAUCCUGGAGAGAUGAGUCUCUGAAAACAAUCCUGCAUGGUCUUGGAACAGAUUAGAUGCCACAGUAUAUGUUUUUCAUCUUCUCUAAUUAGUUUGAUUUGAUGAUGUCCCUUAAAGUCUUUUUUUUUUUUUUUUUUUUGCAAAAUGGUUUGAGUCACAGCAAAACAAUUCAACUGUACUAAAUACCCCAUUUUUAUGUCUAUUGGUUUUUAGUGCUCUACUAAAUCUCCAGUAGUGAUGAGAGACUACAAAAUAGGUUGACUAAUUGGGGCAAAACACCACUACCCAGUUUAAUCUUUUCUCUCUUGCAGACACUAGCCAGAACAUGGAGACAUAUCAAUAAAUAUAGUGGCCAACAUCUUAAAUGAAAAAGGGAAAUAAAUUUAUAAAACCCUGUUUCUUUCAGGUUAAGCCUAGUUAACUCAGGCAAAUAGGUAAGCUCUUCAUCAGCUAAAAUUUUAAGUUAAAGAUGUCCUGUUGUGCAGUAGAGCAUCUAUUUGGUUUCCUAUUCAAUUGUUUUGGUAAAGAUUAAGGACAUAUGAGUAAUGGACUCCCUGUAACAGAAUUACACUAUCUACUUCAGCCUCAGUAUGAUGAUCAAGUUACAGUUCUCUCUCACCAUAGCAUUUAUGAAGCUUGCUCUAUUUUCUGUUGUACUUACUCUCCCACUACUCCAGAAGAGCAAUAUGUAUUAUUCCUACUUUUUGAUGUAUGUUCCAAAGCCCUACUAAUGUAGUUGGAUUUCCUUUAAAUAGUCUUCUUACACUUUGUUCCUUUUGUCUCAAGUGAAAAAAUAAAAUGGCUUAUGUGACACUU
Molecule: messenger RNA, 3839 nt
Organism: Chelonia mydas (Green sea turtle)
Lineage: Eukaryota; Metazoa; Chordata; Testudines; Cheloniidae
Gene: CFAP184
Product: coiled-coil domain containing 96
Exons: 2
Coding region: 1-1437 (478 amino acids)
Biological process (GO): cilium assembly
Cellular component (GO): ciliary basal body; axoneme
Source: RefSeq, a predicted model, not a curated record